This is a messenger RNA of Gadus chalcogrammus (walleye pollock), 2618 nucleotides long. Its product is annotated as pyruvate dehydrogenase (acetyl-transferring) kinase isozyme 3, mitochondrial-like. The record is from RefSeq and is a predicted model, not a curated record. NCBI's taxonomy places the organism in Eukaryota, Metazoa, Chordata, Actinopteri, Gadiformes, Gadidae. The transcript is spliced from 13 exons. Gene Ontology annotation, biological process: regulation of glucose metabolic process; protein phosphorylation. Gene Ontology annotation, cellular component: mitochondrion. The coding region runs from base 1393 to 2610 and encodes 405 amino acids. Gene Ontology annotation, molecular function: pyruvate dehydrogenase (acetyl-transferring) kinase activity.
GAUUCCACUUGCCACCCCCACUGACGUCACUGGCUAAUGGCUCGGGACAGCUUCAUUCUCUUCUCGACUACUCGACUACUUCGCCAAGAUGACAACGAUGGCAAGUAACUAAAACAUGACAUGCCACAUCUCAGGAAGUGGUGGUGCUCCACUUUGUUGGAGAAUCUCCAUACUGAAGGACGGUUUGCUCAUUUCACGGAGGAGGGCAGAGAGAUGGCAAGAGGAACUCUACCACAUAUCUUCCGUAUCCCGAGGAAGCGCAAACUGUCCGAAAUGGAGGAGACAUAAUAUUUGUCUUUUCUUUAUUUCUAUAUUUUGUAUUGGUUGGUUUGAAGAGAAGGGCAGACAAUAACAUUUAUAAUAAUGGAUACCAAUUCCAGAAACAUAUCAUUUGAAUCGAAAUGAAAUCAUAUAUUGUUGGUUAUUAAGCACACAUAGGCCUAGGCCUAUAUACACCAUAAGAAAAUAAAAUGCAGAAUUCACAUUUAAGAAAGACUACUGGGGGAAGUUAAUUUCAAAAUCAACGUAAGUUGAGCCUGUUUUUUUUCACAUGUGAAUUGGGAUUCUCACUGUUGGCGACAACCUGAUUGAAAUCAAUACAAGAACGCAUUGAUCAAAAGAGCGCUUGUUGUAGACAAACUUCGGAAAACUGUAGUUCCACCGUAGAGACGCUAGAGGUCAGCAAUACUCCCCGUCGCGCAAUGACGUCCGUUAGGAAAAGUGGAGUCGAAUUCAUUUUUACACAGCGCUGUCUUUUCUAUGUUCGAAAGGAAGCACAUUUUUAACUCUCCUUGACCCGAUCACGUUCUCCACAAAGGUUAAGUAAAGGAGGCAUAAAGGUUAGGAGAUUUGACUAUUCGUAGAGGAAUUGGGCCACAGCUAGGAGUCUCACCGCGUCCGCCAUCUUGUCAUCACGUGACAGCACUUGGACGUUGGAUGUCCAUGUCCUACAGGCUGCAGCGAGACCUUGCUCGAAAAAACAGAGUACAGACUCUCAUGGGUAAAGUAGGUUUAGCGGAGGAGUGACACGCCCUUCCACCAAUCGGUUCAUCGUACAACAUUGUCACUUCUGGGUUCUAAGCCAAUGGUGUUCCUCUGUCAACAGUGCAAUCCAUCCUAAAGAGUGGUUGCCUUUAGCUUUGACUACGUGAUGUGCAACGCGUAUGCAACAAUGUUGUGCCAGUGUAUCUUUAACCCGUUGUUUUAUUCCGAAAUUUAACCCCUCGACCCGUCAGGACCUAGUCGCGCGGCCAACCCGAGCUCCUCUCAGAUGUGGACGCAGACAGGACCCGACGCGCGUCGUUGUCACUGUUGUUUUGAUGAGAAGGUGGUCGGGAGGUUAGGAUCGCGUUGUUUCACAGACGGGGUCCCCGUCCUCAUCAACUUUUCAAGAUGAGGCUCUUCUUUGCUCUUCUGAAACACAACAACCCCAGAAUAGAGUACUACUCCCGGUUCUCUCCAUCCCCGCUGUCCAUCAAACAGUUCCUUGACUUCGGCCAGGAGAAUGCGUGUGAAAAGACGUCGUACCUGUUCCUCCGUAAGGAGCUCCCAGUGCGUCUGGCCAACACCAUGAGAGAGGUCAACCUGCUGCCGGACCAGCUGCUCAGCCAGCCCUCGGUCCGGCUGGUCCAGAAGUGGUACAUGCAGAGCUUUGUAGAGCUGCUGGACUACGAGAACAGAAAAGGGGAGGACCCUCAAGUUCUGAAUGAUUUCCUGGACUUGUUGAUCGAGAUCCGUAAUCGCCAUAACGACGUGGUCCCGACCAUGGCCCAGGGGGUCAUUGAGUACAAGGAGAAGUUUGGCUUCGACCCGUUCAUCAGCAGCAGCAUCCAGUACUUCCUGGACCGCUUCUACACCAAUCGCAUCUCCUUCCGCAUGCUCAUCAACCAGCACACUUUGCUGUUUGGCAACGACACCAACCCCGCACAUCCCAAGCACAUCGGCAGCAUCGACCCCGCCUGCAACGUGGCCGAGGUGGUCGGAGAUGCCUACGAGACAGCCAAGAUGCUCUGUGAGAAGUACUACAUGGCUUCCCCUGACCUCAAGGUUGAAGAGUUUCACACUCAUGCUCCAAGGCCUAUCCAGGCUGUGUACGUGCCUUCCCACCUCUUCCACAUGCUGUUUGAGCUCUUCAAGAACUCCAUGCGAGCCACGGUAGAGCUUCACGAAGGCAGCGAGGGCGGUCUGCCGCCGGUGAAGGCCAAAGUGACUCUGGGAAAAGAGGACCUCUCUAUCCUGAUCAGUGAUCGAGGAGGCGGAGUUCCCCUACGGAAGAUCGACCGUCUGUUUAACUACAUGUACUCCACGGCCCCCUCGCCCAGCUUUGAACCAGGAGCUGUCCCCCUGGCCGGGUUCGGCUACGGCCUGCCCAUCUCGCGGCUCUACGCCCGCUACUUCCAGGGGGAUCUGAAGCUGUAUUCCAUGGAGGGGGUGGGCACCGACGCCGUCAUCUACCUGAAGGCCCUGUCCAGUGAGUCGUUUGAGCGCCUGCCUGUGUUCAACAAGUCGGCCUGGCGCCACUACAAGGUCGGCCCCGAGGCGGACGACUGGAGCAACCCCAGCACGGAGCCCCGGGACACCAGCGUGUCCAAGUACAAGGCCAAGAGAUGACUCCCCCC